Molecule: messenger RNA, 2901 nt
Organism: Cebus imitator (Panamanian white-faced capuchin)
Lineage: Eukaryota; Metazoa; Chordata; Mammalia; Primates; Cebidae
Gene: TLX1
Product: T cell leukemia homeobox 1
Exons: 3
Coding region: 797-2050 (417 amino acids)
Biological process (GO): regulation of transcription by RNA polymerase II; animal organ development
Cellular component (GO): nucleus
Molecular function (GO): RNA polymerase II cis-regulatory region sequence-specific DNA binding; DNA-binding transcription factor activity, RNA polymerase II-specific
Source: RefSeq, a predicted model, not a curated record
CCUCUUUCAAAGCCAGUAGGAUUUUGCUUCUUGAGGCAUCUGUUUAUUUAAAAGGAAAGGGGUAUGUUGAGGCAUGGGCACCCUGGCAGCAGGCUCCAAACCAACCCUCUUGACUUGUGCCUGCCUUUCAGGAAACGCUCCCUUCCUGAAUUUCUCUAAGAAUGCUGAGUUGGGGGGUGGUUGCUGAUUUUUAUAACAUAUAGUCAGUUAUUCAUAGGCUUGUGUUUUAAAGAAGGACAAGCCUGAACUCACCGUCCUGCCUCAGGGCCUGGGCUCCAUACCUGGGUAGUAGACAAUCUUCUACUUCCUAACAAGCUGGACUUGAAGUUUGGAGUAAAUCUCCUGGUUGAGUGACAGGUGUUUCCCAGCUGAGCCCUUGGGGAGAUUCUCCAGUUGGGCAGGGACAUCCCUUCCUCAGAAGCCUGGCGGGCUGGACUCCUCUGGCCCAGUUGAAAGUGGGGAAUGGCUCCCAACAGGCUGGGAAGACAGCUGACUUCACCCUCCUUAGGGAUGUCUGUCUGUCCGUCUCUGGGAAUAGUCGCUUCCUGUUUUUUCCUUUUCCUUUUAAGCCUCUCCUUGUUCCCGUCUUCUGUCUCUUCAAGAACUACCCCGAGUCUUGGUCUCCGUCCCUCUAUCUUUGGCUCCUGUAUAUGCCUCGGCUUCUGGCCUUCUUCUCCCCCUCCCUUCCCCUCCCCCGCGCUGUCAUUCACCCUGCUCCUCUCUGCGCACAGCCAAUGGAGAGACCCAGCCAACACCGCGAAGCUCGCACUCACUGGGCUUUUUCGCCUGGUGAUUGAUGUCCCAGAGUCAACAGCGAGCGAGCAACUGGAGCAGGGAAGGAGAAGCCGGAGAGGGGAAAAAUACGGCGCCCCCCUUACCCUCCCCUCCCCCUCCUACUUUAGCCCUUCUGCGCACUUCGCUUCCAAGUCUCGGCGCAGCCAGAAGCUGCUGUUGCCUCCGCGCCCCUGCUAGCUGCUCCUGGAGCCAAGCGCAGCGAGCGUCGCCGCCCGGGCCCCCCAGUGGGGCCGGGGCCACCAUGGAGCACCUGGGUCCGCACCACCUCCACCCGGGCCAUGCAGAGCCCAUCAGCUUCGGUAUCGACCAGAUCCUCAACAGCCCGGACCAGGGUGGCUGCAUGGGGCCCGCCUCACGCCUCCAGGACGGAGAAUACGGCCUUGGCUGCUUGGUCGGAGGCGCCUACACUUACGGCGGAGGGGGCUCCGCGGCCGGGGCGGGGGCUGGGGGCGCGGGAGCCUAUGGCACUGGAGGUCCGGGUGGCCCCGGAGGCCCCGGCGGCCCCGGAGGCCCGGCAGGCGGCGGCGGCGCCUGCAGCAUGGGUCCGCUGGCCGGCUCCUACAACGUGAACAUGGCCUUGGCGGGCGGCCCGGGUCCUGGCGGCGGCGGCGGCGGCAGCAGCGGCGGUGCGGGGGCACUCAGCGCUGCGGGGGUGAUCCGGGUGCCCGCACACAGGCCGCUUGCCGGAGCCGUGGCUCACCCCCAGCCCCUGGCCACCGGCUUGCCCACCGUGCCCUCUGUGCCUGCCGUGCCGGGCGUCAACAACCUCACUGGCCUCACCUUCCCCUGGAUGGAGAGUAACCGCAGAUACACAAAGGACAGGUUCACAGGUCACCCCUAUCAGAACCGGACGCCCCCCAAGAAGAAAAAGCCGCGCACGUCCUUCACACGCCUGCAGAUAUGCGAGCUGGAGAAGCGCUUCCACCGACAGAAGUACCUGGCCUCGGCCGAGCGCGCCGCCCUGGCCAAGGCGCUCAAAAUGACCGACGCGCAGGUCAAAACGUGGUUCCAGAACCGGCGAACAAAGUGGAGACGGCAGACUGCGGAGGAGCGGGAGGCAGAGAGGCAGCAAGCGAACCGCAUCCUCCUGCAGUUGCAGCAGGAGGCCUUCCAGAAGAGCCUGGCACAGCCGCUGCCCGCCGACCCUCUGUGCGUGCACAACUCGUCGCUGUUCGCCCUGCAGAAUCUGCAGCCAUGGUCUGACGACUCGACCAAAAUCACCAGCGUCACGUCAGUGGCGUCGGCCUGCGAGUGAGCCUGCCCAUUCUGCCCUGUGGGACCCUAGGCCCACUCAGGGGUCACUGACGCCUGAGAGCCAGGACUCCUCCCCACCCCUUUCUGCCUCAGACUGCACCCAGGAGGGGAACACUGCCCUUGCAAGGCCCCGAAGGGCCCCUGAAUUUGUGCUGACACCGUUUUCUCUUCAGUGGAAGAGCUCAAGGGGCAAGGACACGCACCCCACUCCCAGACGCGUCCCACACCCAUCUGAACUGUUAAGAAAUCUCUGCUUUUUUCUUUCAUUUUAUUUUAAUUUUUAAUAUGGGAUCCAGAGAGAGGCAAGGGAGGUACAGCUUCUGGAGUCCCAGGCUGUCAUCUGAAUUUGCUCUGGGAAACUCCUUCUCUGUGACCCACUUCUCAUCACACACGGAAACCCAUAGGCCUACACAGAGGUGAUGUCACUGUCCCUCCUGGUGUCACCCCAGAGCCACACAUGGGCAUCUAUGGCAGAGUGUCAUACACAUACAGGGUCACAGUGUUUACACCCUGGACCUCACCAUCAGGCACAGGCCAGGGGUGACGCAGACUCAUCCUGAACAGCAUAGUACUCCCUCCAUCACAAACACAAGGCCAUGGCCGCAAUGUGACACACUACCCCAUACACAACAGCCACAACAGCCUCACUUGGUCUGCCAAGCCCCCACCACACAUCCCAGCCCAACCCAGGUCUGCACAGACAGGUUUUCACAUAAAUGCAGCCCGUUUCUCCGGAUCCCGUUUGGGGUGGAGUGUUAAGUUCUGCACUUAUAAGGUGUUUUCUGUGUAACCAUUUUAUAAAGUGCUUGUGUAAUUUAUGUGGAAAAAUAAAUAAAAGCCUCCGUAUCCGGA